AUGGAAAUUAUUCUAUUACAUGAAAGUAUUAAUUUACAUUAUCCAUCGAAUAUUAAUGAUGAAUCUGAAAAAUUAUUACAACCUAUUUUUGAUUAUGUUCAGGAACCACUUGUAUCUUUAGAAGAAGAAUAUAAACCAUUGAUCAAUACAGUUCCUCAUAUAUCAUCUUAUAUUUGGAUAGAAAAACAAAACUCAAUAGAUCUCGCUGAUAGUCUUAUUCAAGAUAAAUUACGAUAUAGUCCUUAUACAUAUUUCAAUCGAAUAAAACUAGCUCAAUGGUUUCUAUAUCUGAAACUAUUUUUUAUACAUUUUGUUACAUUUCGUCAAUGCUAUUUUGAAAAGGAUUUUAUGUCUGAUAUUGAUCUUAAUAUAUACAAACAACCUUGGUAUGAAAAGAAAAGAUGGUAUUUUGGUGCAAUCUUUACUGUAUGGAUUAUUGCCAUGAUUAUUCUUUUAUUAGUAAUAUUAAAUAUUCGUCAUAUAGAUGAAACAUAA
Adineta steineri is the source of this 495-nucleotide messenger RNA. Lineage: Eukaryota; Metazoa; Rotifera; Eurotatoria; Adinetida; Adinetidae. The record is from the annotation of a GenBank genome assembly.